AUACUCUUUGGUAUAUGUUUUUUCUCCCUCUUUGUGUGUAGCAAGUUUUUUUUGAAAAGUAAAUUAAAAAAGCGAGGACAAUAAAGUGGGUUAAAAGAAGACGAUCGAUAGAACUGUUUAUAGGUGCUUAAUGUUAAAAGUUUUAGCGUGUAAAUAUGUCUGCAAAGCGAAAAGCUCUGAAUGUUGACAAUGAGGCCCAGAACAAACAGCAAAAAGUUGAUGAUAUUGAAGAGAAGACCGUUGAAAACGAGGAUGAUGGUGAAAAUUCAGUAGCAUCCUCUGCUAAAAAUGCUAACGGUAGCCAGGACGAGUUGACAGAGGCCGAAGAAAAUGCUAAUGAGGAAACGGUGGCCAAGUCGGACGACUGUGGCCUGAUGCUGAUCAGCGGAGGCACCAACUGGGACCUGAUCGGCCGCAAGGCCCCCCCGAAAGGGGUGAAGGGCGGCACGGGCAGGAACCUCUGGUCGCCGCACCGCCUGGGGUCGCUGAACGGGGUGCGCGUGCGACUGGUGGCCUCUGGCUGCACGAGCUCGCACAGCAUCGUCAUCACGGAGGCCGGCAAGGCCAUGAGCUUCGGUCGCAACGAGAAGGGCCAGCUGGGGCACGGAGACACCAAGCGACGCGACGUCCCGACCUUGAUCGAAGCUCUGAAGGAACACAACAUCAUGAGUGCUGCGUGUGGUCGGAACCACACCCUCAUUCUCACUGAUCGCGGCACGGUGUUUGCCUUCGGGGACAACAAGCAAGGUCAGUGCGGCGUGGGAAACCAGCAGCAGCAAAUACUGACUCCUACCCGGAUAAGUUAUGAAGGCCCGCCCAUCGUAAAAGUGAGUUGUGGUGGGGAGUUCAGCGUGAUUCUAGACUGCAAAGGCAGCCUGCACUCGUUUGGCUGUCCAGAAUACGGCCAAUUGGGCCACAACACUGAUGGCAAGUACUUUGUGACAAGCACGAAGCUUGGUUUCCAUUGUGAGACUACACCCAAGAAAGUGGUCAUGUUUGUCGAGAAGACCAAGGAUGGUCAUAAGACGCCCAUCGAAGUGGUUGAGAUAAUAGAAUUCUCGUGUGGGGCCAAUCACGUGGUUGCGGUGGACUCCAAGCGCAGAGUGUUCUCGUGGGGUUUCGGUGGCUAUGGCCGGCUGGGCCAUGCAGAGCAGAAGGAUGAGAUGGUCCCGCGGCUCAUAAAGUUCUUCGACAUGCAAGGGAAAGGUGUCAAGUCUGUUCACUGCGGGGCGUCUUUCAGCCUUGCUAUCAAUGAUUUUGGGGCGGUGUACCUGUUCGGGCAGACGAAGCGCACCGGGGAGGCCAACAUGUACCCCAAGCCGGUGCAGGACCUGGCCGGCUGGAACGUGCGCAGUGUCGGCUGUGGGGUCACGAGCAUCGUGAUCGCGGCGGACGACAGCGUGAUCGCCUGGGGGCCCAGCCCCACCUACGGGGAACUGGGUUUCGGGGAGAUACACAAGUCGUCGACGACGCCGAUGGAGGUGAAGGCCCUGGAAGGUGUCUACGUGAUGCAGGUGACCUUGGGGAUGGGGCACAGUUUGUUCGUCGUCCGGGACCACACGGAGCAAGAGUGCGAGCGGAUCAACAAGCUCCCGGAGUUCACGCCGUGAAGUCGACGGGAACCCUGGCCGGCUCCUGCACUGCCAAGACCGCUCACUUUUUUAAAAAACACAUUUUCUCGCUAUACUUUUAGUCUUCUUCCGAAGACUCAAGACUGAAUUUUUUCUGUUCCAUGUGAUGUUAAUCCGAGUAUUGAAUCUUUUUUUUUUUUGUUUAAGUGUUUGAAUUUCCUGUGGUGUAUGAGUGAGUGCGAGAAAGCAUGUGUAGUUUUUGCAAGGUAUUGUGGACAACUGUUUUGUAAGUUUAGAUGUGAUUUGAUCUCAUCUUUCUUUAGUGAUAACCCAGUCGAUUCUUUGUUGGUGUUGCACUGUGUUCUCAGGAUAAGUCCUCAUUGAAAAUUAAAAUUUUUUGUGUGUAUUGUGAACCAGUGUAAAAUGAAAGUUUUUUUAUUUUUAUUUUAGUUAAUACACAUAUCUGGUAGAAAUUAGGUAAGUAACCAUUUGCAUGAUUAUUUUGCUUCGACCAUACAAUUUACCAUUUUACCUCAUGAAUAGUUUAUGAUUGAUUAAUAAUUAGCAGUGGAAAUAAUAAUUGCUUUGUCAUUAUUAUCACAAUUAUGAUUAAUAAAAACAACUUAGUAAUGCCAUUUUAAAAAUAUAGGUAUUCCACAUGUAUCCCAGACACUGGUGAGCUAAAACUGUUUUAUGAAAAUUAAUAAUCAGAGUAUGGUGAAAUUUGAAAAUAUAGAUUGAAAAAUAGGGCUUGAAAUGUGUUCAAUUUUAUGUAAAAGCUACAGAGUAAAUUUAUUUUUAAAAUGUUUUAUUCAUUGGAAUUUUUACCCCUUUACCAUUGGCUGUUUUUAAAAACAUUUACCUUAAAGGUCUCUUAAGCCAAAAGGGCCUUUUGCAAGUUUAUUUUGAAGGAUUUCUGUCAUGGUGGUUGGCCUCAGGGCCAGUGUGAGAAUUCUAAGGGCCUGGGGUCAGAUAAUUUUGUCGAGCCCCCUCCCUAUUAUUUAAUGUAGGCCUACAACUUUUUUAAAUGCACAAUUAAAAAAAAAAUUUAAAAACCAGUAGAUCUUACCAUGGCCAUAACUGUAAAUGUGAUCUACGCAUAUUGCAUAACUUGUAAGGUUUCUUAUGAAUUGUAUUAGCAAUCUUGGAAAUUCAACCGGGCCUUGGCGGUUUGCCCCCUCCCUCUCAACGUCCUAGUUGGCCUUCCGAGUAUGUAGUAGUGAGGAUUCUUGCUCAGCUGCUGAUGCGGCCUUUGGCAAAGGGGUGUUUUGAGGGGUAAUAAUAAUAAUUAUCUGUAAAGACUCGAAAAAGGACCACUGAAAAUUAAUAUUUUAUUAUUUAGUUGGUUGAUAAAGAGGAUUUUGGCUUUCAAAGGAAAUGGUAUGUUUAUUCGUGGCUGUAUACUUGUGUGCCCUUGGCAUUAAAAUAGUUACCUUUUGAUUAAAGCUGCAUGUUCAUUACUUGGACACAUCCGUAGAGAAAUAUGUUCUGAAGUUUGUGCUGGGUGUUCCACAAUACAUUCCACUGCCCUGCAUGAGAUUGCCUGCCUGUAUCGACUGGGUUAUCUGGCAGGCUCACGGGGAAGGGACAGACGUCUCUGGUCUAAUGCAAACGUAGUUGUUUUUUACUGUGCUGAUAGCCAACAUUGGAUGAACAGGGAGCUAAGUACUUUGUGUGGAUUUUGCAUAUGUAUAUACUGUAAUUGGAAAUGUCCACAUCAUUAUUUUUAGUAUGUUUUAAAAAAAAUUUUAUACGUUUUUUGUAAGGAAAUAAGUUAUGGACGGUUUAUUUAUGUUAUGUUGUAUUCUUGCCAUUUUCUUGGUUUUAAUGUCUCAUGAGUUGGUAACUACAUACGUUAAAUUUUCUUUAUUUUAUUAUAAAAUAUUAUUUCAGUCUCUUUAAACUGUGCCUAUGAUUUCAGGCAAAAAUACUUUACUAUUUUUUUUAUUUAAAUAUUUUUACAUUCUUAUUUUCUAUAUCUUUUACUGUGUGUUCAUAGUUUCAUACAUUUGAAAUUUUUAAACAACUUUUUUUCCCUUGCGCCCACUCCAAGAAAAAUUGAAAACUGUGUAAUAUUUUCUGAAGUUUAUUGUCUCAUAUAAAUUAACUAGCAGGCAUUUAAAACCUCUUGGACUGCAUAGGUGUUGAGUGAUUUUGGAAGCUACCUAUUUCUUUGUAGUUAGUGAGAAUUUUUAUUUAUAAGUACAAAUACAAGUGUUUCCAUUUUUUAUGUUUUUGUACUUCAAAUGUGUUACUUUGUUUUUGUGUAGUUUGUAGUGUAGCUUAUUGUGAUGGUUGUGUUUUUGGGAAUUUUUUUUAGAUUUAGUUUUAAAUUUAACAGAUGGUAAAUAUCUGCACCUAAGAGUUAGUGUGUAUGUUCUGUCGAAUCAAGUUACCCUGACUCAGGACAGCUGUCAGAUAGGGGGAAAAAACUGUUUUAGUACAAUUCAUGCACCAAAGUUAGUUUUUUUGUGUACUGUGAUUGUUUUGAAAUCUUCAUUUUAUAAAUUUUUGAGAUUUUUUUUAUGCAUUGAAACUAUAUAAGAAAUAACCAAGGAUAAGUAAUGUAAACAACACAAAGAAAGGGGAAGUACUUUGUACUCAAUGCCAACUGAAGUAUUGAAGUGUCAUAAAUGUACAUUAGAUCCAGGUAGCAAAAACAUGUGUACGAAAAAAAAACUCUUGUAAAAACUUAGUACGUUAUUAAAUUUUUUUGAUAGUAUGGUGGGUUUGCAUGUGAAAUGCUGUUGUGUGUUUUUAUAUUGAUCUUUGUGUAUACUGGCAUUUUUGUUUUGCUUUGAAAAAAUAUUUGUAUUCUGGCAAAUCUGUAGAAAUUAUUUUGUGUGAUACGUAACUUUAUACAAAGAUUUUGGACUAAUUGAAAUUAAUGUACUUUUUAAACUAAAAAAUAUAUACAUAUUGAAGAAAAAAAAUACAUUGUUGUAAGUGCAUCUUAUAUGUUCAUAUUUCAUAAAAUGAGUUAUGAAAUAUGUAUCCAAAUAUAGGGAGUAACUUCAGUUACAUAAAGCCAGCAAACAACCAACUAGUGACAACAGAUUUGGAACUUUGUAAGUGCUGAAGACAUUACAGGUGGUACAAAACCCAGUGUUUGAGGCUUUAAUUACCUGAUUUCUAUAAUUUUUUAGUUAUCUUUAUGAAUAAUGUUUCUGUUGUCUGAAAACUAUUAAAGAUAUUAGACUUAUACUUUGAUGUUUAGUAAAACAGGGUAUUCACAUUCAUCAGCCUAAUUUUCCUUAUUUGUCAUUUAAUUGAACUAAGGUUCCUAAUGUCUCUGCACUUCAAUAAUGCCAAUCUAAUUAUUAAAAGGUCUAGAACAAGAGUUUCCAACUCUUAAGGGUUCGAGAACUACAUUGGGAAAUUAGACAUGAUUUAGGGCCUCAAUUUAUAACAGGCCAAUUUUCGUAUAAUUAUGCAAAUAGAACAGAGCUACCAGUAUGAAAUACUAUACAUCAUUUAGUCAAAAUAAAGAUUUAAUCAUUUCAAUUGUUUAAAACACUCUUUUACUAUUGCAUGAAAGACUGAAGUUAAAAUAAAUAAAAUCUAUCAUUAACAGUACAAUUGCAGGGAUUCACAUAAUAGAGGAUUAAGGGAAGUUGAAAUUGCUAAGGGAAUUUUCUUCAAAACCUGGAAAAGUCUUGGAAAUUCUUCAGUGAUAGUAAUUUGAGGUGUAAUGUCAUGCUCCAGUAAGCCAUCAACCAGAAUUUGAACACUUUUUUUUUCCAGAAGGUGUUUUAGUGCAUGGUAUGUGAGAGGCUGGAUUGUCUUAAUAUUUUUCUAGAUCUGUGUUGACACCCUGAAUUGAAUUUUGAAGAGGAGUGAACGGGGAUGGAAACUGGGACAAGUAAUGCUAUCCCGUUCACUCUACCCAAUCUCAUCGCCCCUUUCAGGAAUAACAUACCACCGCCAGCCUGUUUGGCAAAGUUGCGACACGUACAAUUUGUAAGAGAUGUAAAUUUCAUGUGAUGCUCCUUUGUUAUGAGAUGAUUUCUAUUUGGACUGUUUUACAUACUUAUAAAUGUUGUGUUAGGCAAAAUGUAAGCAAUGUACGGGCAUUAGUAACAAGCUGAAGUUAUUCCAAGAACUGGCACCGAAAAAAGGUUUUACCGUAUGUAUUUAAGUUUUGAUGUAUUCAAUCAUGUUUUCAAGGGCUUUUGUUGCUUAGUAUCUUAAAAUAAAUUAGCUUAUUUUCAGUCAUAUUAGAAAUAAACAAAAUCUUAGUUCACCACCAAGCUGCUAUGCAUAUUUUGCAUAUGCAUUCUACAACUUGGAUGCUGCUAAAUCUCUAAGCCAUGCACGAAGGUUAAAAAUGUAGCAUACUUUCUCCUUUUAAGUACAUGUAGUGUGCUACAGUUUUUCACAUGCAAGUUCUAUGUUGGCUUACUACAUUCUAUGUUAUGUUGGGAUAUUUUUACUUGUUCACAUUCUCUGCACACCAUUUGAACAUUAGAUUUUGAAUGAGUGAAUGUGUGUUAUAUGCAAAUCACACUUAUGCUAAUGAAAUGUUAAAAAAAGAUGUUCAGAUUGUUUAUUUCUAGGUCUAAUUUAUUUUCUUUCCAGAUUUGCAUUUUAAAAUAUUUACAACAUUAAAAUUUAGAUGUUACUCUCUUUGUUAAAGAUUAGAGAUGGGUUGACUUUGAUGUCCAUUUAUGUCGUAGAUUUUUAAAAAUUAUCUUCUGCUCUUACUUUACUUGUGGUACAUUUCUAAGAUUAUUUCUAUUGCAGUCAAAAAAAUGUGAGUAUGAGAGAGUGGUUAUUACCAAAUGUUUUGGUCUGCAAAUUGUGACAUCAACUGCAGUAUUAAUAGUAUUCACACUAUACUGGUUUACUAAAAUAGUUGUACUUUUUGUGGAAAGUUUUGCAAACAGUGUGAUGAAUUGUCUUUGUAGUUGCUUUGAAUAAAUUGCAUUUUUGUAAGCAUUUUUUGGUAAA
Molecule: messenger RNA, 6521 nt
Organism: Bacillus rossius redtenbacheri
Lineage: Eukaryota; Metazoa; Arthropoda; Insecta; Phasmatodea; Bacillidae
Product: protein RCC2 homolog
Exons: 9
Coding region: 156-1610 (484 amino acids)
Biological process (GO): negative regulation of GTPase activity
Cellular component (GO): membrane
Molecular function (GO): small GTPase binding
Source: RefSeq, a predicted model, not a curated record